Juglans regia (Persian walnut) is the source of this 1138-nucleotide messenger RNA. Its product is annotated as enhancer of mRNA-decapping protein 4-like. Gene Ontology annotation, biological process: deadenylation-independent decapping of nuclear-transcribed mRNA. The transcript is spliced from 2 exons. NCBI's taxonomy places the organism in Eukaryota, Viridiplantae, Streptophyta, Magnoliopsida, Fagales, Juglandaceae. The record is from RefSeq and is a predicted model, not a curated record. Gene Ontology annotation, cellular component: P-body. Bases 244 to 531 code for a protein of 95 amino acids.
AAUGGAAAAAAAAAAAAAAAAAAUUGCAGAAACGGAUGACAACAAUGAUUUAUGUUCCAGUUAUCAAAGAAUGUAAAGACUAGAGACAAAUCUAGGGCGUAGUAUGGAGAAAGCUCUCAAAGCCAAUACAGAUUCUUGCGGACUCGUUUUCAAGAAAAGAAGGGAAAAAUUAAGUAGUUAUUAGGAGACCGUACACAGAAAGGAACAUGUUUGAUUAAUAACUUAGUGAGUAAAGACUUGCCAAUGAUGUUAGAAAAAGCAGUGAACAAGGAAAUGGCGGCAGCAGGACCUGCUGUAGUUCGUUCAAUCACUCUGGCCAUUGAGAAAACAACAACUACAGCUAUUGUGGUGCCUUUCCAGAGAGCUGUGGCUGAGAAGGCAGUGAAUCAACUGGAGAAAUCUGCCAAUACAAAGCCCGAAGCUGCUGUUGCUAGGCAAAUCCAAGCACAGAUAACUUCUGGCAAACAAGCUCUCCAGGUACUUAUUAUUAAGUUUGAUUUAGAUUUCAUGAUUUUUUCCGAGUUUAUAUAAUUAAUGGUCGAUAGAAGAACAAAGCAUAACCAUCCAAGUACACCGUGGGUAUAGGUCAACUGUGGCCUGUUGGCACAACACUCACAUCUCGAGAUCAUGAGUUUGACCCUUCUCCCCCAAUAUAUCAAAAACAAAAACAAAAAAAAAGUACUCGGUGGGUAUACGAUAGAUACACCGAGAGAGAGAUUUUACAUCAAUUAUUGCAGGGUAUCUACGAAUAUUUUUAACUCGAAUAGGAUAUAUACCAUUCUCAAUUUGAAAAUGGGCAGUAGUAUGAAUAAAAUCUUACUCAACAAAAAAUAAAUGAAAAUGGGUAACUCCUACAAAUGAGAGUCGUGUAAAAGCCACGUUUGGGCAAAUAAAUGCAAGAGUUCAGAAAGGCAUGGUUGAGCAUACAACUGCAGCUCACAUCUCUCCGAGUCUGCUCAUCGGCAUCGCUCUACGGGUGUCCACAAGCGUUCCAAACUUCAGAAAGGCACGAUUCCACAUGCAAUAGACUUUUUUUUUUUUUGGGAGGGGGGUGCUUGUUUCAGCAAAAUCAAGCUGGUUUAGAGCCUAAACAGAUAAAAACACCAGUACAAUCAACACCCCCCCAACUUUCCCCCAA